This is a messenger RNA of Leptonychotes weddellii (Weddell seal), 6877 nucleotides long. Lineage: Eukaryota; Metazoa; Chordata; Mammalia; Carnivora; Phocidae. The record is from RefSeq and is a predicted model, not a curated record.
CAGAAGCUCCUCUUUUUCUUUAAAGGCUGUGACAAAAGUCCGAAGGGGCCAGUUCCCCUUUCCUCUUCCUUGCGGAGUGCGGAGCAUCUUGUCUGAAUUUGAAUAAAAACCUUUCCGGGGAGGAAGGCGUGUGUUUCAAGAAAAGAGGUUCAGGGAGAGAAAAGUGUUUGAAGAGUUUGAAGGGGGAGUCCUGAGGCUUGGCAGUCGGGAAGUUUCCAAAGCCGAAGCAGCCGCCGCCGCCGCCUUGGACAGGACCAGCAAGGACAGUGGAGAUUAGAAAAGCACUUGGGAGGCACAUUCAUCUUGCCGGCGUUGUCAGGAGUGAUCAGCGAGUUUUAUUAAACACCCUGGGAUUGCCUGAAAAGCCUCCUUGUCUGGGUUUGAAAUGAAAGGGGCAUGUUAGGAUCUUGGGGCACAUUGUCGGGACCCCUUGCCCUGCUGCCCCUUGGACUAUGAGCUAACAUCUCUGGAGGAAGCACAGAAGCCCUGUUUUGUUGAAGGGAUUUCGCCGGUGGACAAACGGAGUUGGCCCCUGACGGCAUGAGCGCUCCGACCUGGGGUGGGCCCGGGGCUUUGCCCCUGCUGUUGCUCCUAGGCUGGGCCGGUGCGACCUUCAUCAGCCUUAAUCGUGGGCUCAGGCUGCUGAAGGGCAGCUCUGCCUUCCUGUCGGGAGAUGACCUGAAGUUUGCCAUCCCCAAAGAAAAAGAUGCUUGCAAAGUGGAAGUUGUGAUGAACGAGCCAAUGACUCAAAGGGUUGGGAAACUCACCCCACAGGUCUUUGACUGCCAUUUCCUUCCCAAUGAAGUAAAGUAUAUUCACAAUGGUUGCCCGAUUCUUGAUGAAGAUGCAGUGAAGCUUAGACUGUACAGAUUUACUGAGACAGAUACCUUCACGGAAACCUUUAUCCUGCGGGUCUAUCUCCUGGAACCCGACUGUAACAUCAUCCGUAGGAGUAACAAUGUCCUGGAGGUGUCUGAAUUCUAUGGCUUGUCCAGAGCCAUUGAUAAGAACCUGCUCAGAUUUGAUUACGAGAGGACAGCCGGCCUGGAGUGUACGGUCAGGCUGGAUCCUGUGGGAAGCCGGCUGCCAGCCCAUGGUCAGAUGGUCCUGCUGGAGCCUCGGCCAGAAAAACCUCGUGGAGAUCAGCCACACAGUUUUUUCCCUGAGUCUCAACUGGGAACAGAGCUGAGGUGUCCAGGUGGAAGCUGUGCCCUGGGACUGAAGAAAAUGGGAAGUGUCAACGUGAGCUGUGAGGAGUUCUUGCUGAUGGGUCUUCGUUAUCAACACACGGAUCCCCCUUCUCCCAACAUUGACUACAUCUCUAUCCAGCUGGACCUCACAGAUGGCAGGAGCAAAAUUGUAUACAAGUCAGAGAGUGCGUGGUUGCCCGUCUAUAUCAGAGCUGGCUUUCCUAAUCAGAUUCCAAGGGCCGCGUUCAUGGCCAUGUUUAUUCUGGAAGUGGAUCAGUUUAUCCUGACCUCCUUGACUACAGCCGUCCUGGACUGUGAAGAGGAUGAGACCCCUAAGCCCUUGCUGGUGUUCAACGUUACGAAAGCCCCACCCCAGGGCUACGUGACUCAUCUGUGGGAUCACACCAGACCCGUCUCCUCGUUCACCUGGAAAGAUCUGAGUGACAUGCAGAUAGCCUACCAGCCACCGAACAGCAGCUAUUCUGCACGGAGACAUUACGAGGUGGAGGUGGAGGUUUAUGAUUUCUUCUUCGAAAGGAGUGCACCUAUCACUGUCCACAUCUCCAUCAGAACAGCGGAUACAAAUGCCCCCCGAGUGUCCUGGAACACAGGUCUGAGUCUUCUAGAGGGGCAGUCUCGGGCCAUCACUUGGGAACAGUUUCAGAUUGUCGACAAUGAUGACAUCCAUGCUGUCCAGCUGGUCACCGUGGGCGGCCUGCAGCAUGGACGGCUUACACUAAGAGGCGGGAAAGGAUUUCUCUUCACUGUGGCUGACCUUCAGGCUGGAGUUGUUCGCUAUCAUCAUGACGACAGUGACUCCACCAAAGACUUCGUGAUCUUCAGGAUAUUUGAUGGCCAUCACAGCAUCCGCCAUAAGUUUCCCAUCAACAUCUUGCCCAAAGAUGACAGUCCCCCAUUCCUCAUAAGCAACGUUGUGAUUGAACUGGAGGAGGGGCAGACCAUACUGAUCCAGGGUUCCAUGCUGAGAGCAUCAGACAUGGACUCCAGUGAUGACUACAUCUUCUUUAAUAUCACAAAACCUCCUCAGGCUGGAGAGAUCAUGAAGAAGCCAGGGCCAGGGCUGAUAGGCUAUCCUGUCCCUGGCUUCCUUCAGAGGGAUCUAUUUAAUGGCAUCAUUUACUAUCGUCACUUUGGUGGAGAGAUCUUUGAAGACUUUUUUGAAUUUGUCCUGUGGGACAGCCAUGAACCUCCAAAUCUCUCAGUGCCACAGGUGGUGACCAUCCAUAUCACUCCAGUGGAUGACCAGCUUCCAAAAGAGGCCCCUGGAGUUUCUCGGCAUUUGGUUGUCAAGGAAACUGAGGUGGCCUACAUAACUAAGAAACAUCUACAUUAUAUAGAUACAGAAUAUGACAGGGAGCUUCUCUACACGAUAACGACACCUCCAUUUUUCUCUUUCGGCCACAGACAUCUGGAUGCUGGGAAAUUGUUUAUGGUCGAUAGCAUUCCAAAGCUGACCAAAAAUCCUGCAGCCCCGGGGCUGAGAUCAUUCACUCAGCAUGCUGUGAACCACAUGAAAGUGGCCUACAUGCCACCCAUGAGAGAUAUAGGCCUCCAUCCGGGACAUGUCCAGUUUGCCUUUUCCAUCAGUAACCAACAUGGUGGCACUUUGCACGGGAUCUGCUUUAACAUUACAAUUCUUCCAGUGGACAAUCAAGUUCCUGAGGUGUUUACCAAUGCCCUGAGAGUGACUGAGGGAGGUCAGUGUGUCAUCAGCACAGAGAACAUUCUGGUUUCUGAUGUGGAUACCGAACUGGACAACAUCUGCCUCUCCCUACAAAGAUUGCCUCAGUGUGGAAGGGUGGAGCUGGAUGGAUUUCCUCUAAACACAGGAGGCACAUUUUCUUGGGGAGACCUCUGUGCCUUAAAAGUUAGGUUAGAACAUUUCCUGGAUUUAUUUUUUGAUAUGCUUUGGCCUUCAUCUGGAUCAGUUGUGAGGCAGAGUAAGAGAAAGAAAUUGUGUGGUGAGAUUGGCCUGGUGCCUUGUUUUGAUACCAUUACAUUGGUGGUUUCGGAUGGAGAAGCUGGCCCUUCUGUGAAUGGCUGUUGCUACAACGGGCCUCAUCCAUCUGUUCCUCUUCAUGAGUCCUUUCCAGUGUAUGACCUCAAUAUCACGGUACAUCCAGUGGACAACCAAUCACCUUCAAUUGCAAUAGGUACCAUGUUCGUGGUAGAUGAGGGUUUCUCUGCAGCCGUUACCAUUAACCAUUUGUCCGCCACUGAUCCUGACACUGCAGCAGACGACUUGGAAUUUGUUUUGGCUUCCCCUCCCCAGUUUGGCUACCUUGAAAACACGCUUCCUUCUGCAGGUUUUGAAAAAAGCAAUAUGGGCAUAAGCAUAGGUUCGUUCCAGUGGAAAGACAUGAAAGCAUUGCAUAUUAACUAUGUGCAGGCCAGGCAUCUGAGGAUGGAACCAACAGCUGACCAGUUCAUGGUGUAUGUCACAGAUGGGAAGCGACGCUCCUUGGAGAUACCAUUUUACAUUAUCAUCAACCCCACAAAUGAUGAAGCUCCUGACUUUGUAGUGCAGAAUAUUACUGUGUGUGAGGGUCAGAUGAAAGAACUGGAUUCCUCCAUCAUCAACGCUGCUGAUCUAGAUGUUCCCAAGGACCCUUUGCUGUUCAGCAUCACUCAUAAACCACGCCAUGGCCUCCUCAUCAAUGGGGUGCUUAGCAAAGACUUUCCUCAAAAUAAGCAGCCUGUCAACCCUGGCCAGAAGCAUGAACUUGUUCAGAACUUUUCCUUGGAACUUCUCAAGAAUGGACUGAAGUUGAUGUAUGUGCAUGAUGACUCAGAGAGCCUUGGUGAUGACUUUACAGUCCAGUUGUCAGAUGGGAAACAUAAGAUAUUAAGAACAAUUUCAGUGGAGAUCACCCCAGUUAAUGAUGAGAAACCAAUGCUGAGCAAGAAGGCUGAAAUAACAGUGAAAAUGGGUGAAACUCGUAUUAUUUCUAGUGCCAUUCUUUCAGCCAUAGAUGAAGACUCACCCAGGGAGAGGAUUUACUAUUUGUUUGAAAGUCUUCCCCAAAAUGGGCAGCUUCAACUCAAGAUAGGGAGGAACUGGAUCCCUCUCUACCCUGGCAUGAAAUGCACUCAGGAGGAAGUGGAUCUGAACUUGCUCAGAUACACACAUACCGGGGCGAUGGAUUCCCAGGACCAAGACAGCUUCACCUUCUACCUCUGGGAUGGUGACAACAGAUCACCAGCAUUUGACUGUCACAUCACCAUCAAGGAUAUGGGAAAAGGUGAUACUGUCAUCCUCGUGAAACCGCUGGUGGUGUCUAAAGGUGACCGAGGUUUCUUGACGACCAGCACUCUCCUUGCUGUGGAUGGAACAGACAAACCCGAGGAACUACUCUAUGUCAUCACCUCCCCUCCGCGCUAUGGCCAGGUUGAGUAUGUCCGCUAUCCUGGAGUCCCCAUUACAAGCUUCAGCCAAAUGGACAUAGCAGGACACACAGUCUGCUAUGUACAUAAGAGCAAGGCAGCUGUCUCCCGUGACACCUUCAGAUUCCUCGUCAGCAAUGGCCUGCAGACCAAACACGGGCUGUUUGAGAUCACACUGGAGACUGUGGACAGAGCCUUACCUGUGGUGACCAGGAACAGGGGGCUGAGACUGGCCGAAGGCGCCACAGGCCUGCUUUCCCCUGACCUCCUCCAGCUGACCGACCCUGACACCCCAGCGGAGAAGCUCACCUUUGUGUUGGCCCAGCUCCCACAGCACGGCCAGCUUUACCUGCGGGGGACAGAGCUGCUUCAACACAACUUCACUCAGCGGGAUGUGGACAGCAGGGAUGUGGCCUACAGGCACCUGGGAGGGGACUCCCGGGUUGACUGCUUUACCUUUGUGGCCACAGAUGGGACGAACCAAGGCUUUGUUGUGGCUGGGAGAGUGGGCCAAGAGCCUGUGUCGUUCACCAUCGAGGUUGACCAGUUGGACAAAACAGCCCCCUACAUCACACACUUGAAUUCCCCUUCUCAAGUGGGGCUCCUGAAAAAUGGCUGUUACGGGAUUUACCUCACUUCCCACGUGUUGAAGGCAUCAGACCCUGACACCGAUGAUGAUCUGAUCAUCUUUAAGAUUUUACGAGGCCCCCAACAUGGACAUCUGGAGAACACAACAGGUGAAUUUAUCCAUGAGAAAUUUAUCCAAAAGGACUUAAACAGUAAGACCAUUCUUUACAUCAUUAACCCAUCUUUGGAAGUGAAUUCAGAUAUCAUGGAAUUUCAAAUCAUGGACCCCACAGGGAACUCUGCGACUCCUCAAAUUUUGGAAUUGAAGUGGUCUCAUAUUGAAUGGUCACAGACUGAAUAUGAGGUCUGCGAGAAUGUGGGCAUGUUGCCCUUGGAAAUUACCAGAAGGGGAUAUUCCAUGGACUCAGCCUUCGUGAGUGUAAAGGUAACAGCUCUAAAAUAUAAACUGUCAGGCUAAAACUUGGGAAUGUCAACUAAGAUGUGGAAUAUAGCAAUUACCUAUGACGGAUUAGAGGAAGACGAUGAGGCCUUUGAAGUAAUUCUGAACUCCCCUGUGAAUGCGGUUCUUGGCACAAAGACAAAAGCUGCAGUGAAAAUUCUGGACUCAAAAGGAGGGCAGUGCCGUCCUUCAUAUUCCUUCAACCCCAACAAGCACAAUGCACGGAAGAAGGGCAUUUGGCACCUGCUGUCCCCAGGCUCUUCCUCACCCACCACUUCUGGUUCCUUUCAUCUGGAAAGAAGACCCCUUACAUCUAACAAGUGGCCGGCAGUCACUAGGGGAGACACCCGACAGGGCUUUGAGUCUCCAGAUCUUUCUCGUAUGAAGCUUAGGACCCGGGGGAGUGGCAAAACGGUUCUUCCAUCCUCUGUUUAUAGAAAUGGAACCGACAUCAUCUAUAAUUAUCAUGGAACGGUUUCCCUGACGCUGGAGGAGGACGGCUCUCCAUCUCACCAACGGAAGGCCAAAGUAUCCAUUAUUCGUCAGUUACCAAAGACAAGCAGAGAGGCAGAGCUGCCUCAGGCAGAUAAGGUAGAAUCCACAACUGACUCACACUUCCCCAGACAGGACCCGCUGCCCUCAUUUCCAAAGAACUGCACACUGGAAUUAAAGGGACUUUUCCAUUUCCAAGAAAGCCUCCGAAAGCUAUACAAGUGUGAUGGGGUUACGUGGAAAGCUUGGAGCCCCCAAAGCGAGGAGGUGGAAGGUAAAUCCUGCCCAGCUGGUUGGCACCAUCACUCAGGCUACUGCCACUCCUUGAUCACAGAGCAGAAAGCCUCCUGGAACACAGCUGCCCGAGCUUGCAAGGAACAUCACCUGGGCAGCCUCGUAACAGUUCUCUCUAGACGGCACAUGCAAUGGCUGUGGGACAUCAGUGGAGGGAAACCCUUCUGGAUAGGUUUGAAUGACCGAGUGCGUGCUGGCCGCUGGGAGUGGAUCGGCGGGGAACCUGUCACCUUCACCAACUGGAGGAAAGGGCCCCCUCAACGUUUAAAGCGUGGCAAGAACUGCGUUUUGGCUCAGAGACAAGGGAAAUGGCAAACACAGGACUGUGGGAAGGGCAAGGCUCACAAUUACGUGUGCUCCAGGAAACUCUAAACGUAACUGGCCUCCAGGUGCCCACCUGGGAUUUCUCACCUAUUUAUUCACAGGAUUUGUGCAUAUUGUUCAAUACAAACCAAGGGGUCAUGACUGA